AUGGAUAAUGACACUCAGCAUUCACAAAAUGAAAAAUUACAUCCUAUAAAAGAAAUUACAUUUGGAGCCAUAUCAGGAAUGAUUGGUAAAUUAAUUGAAUUUCCAUUUGAUACAAUAAAAGUAAGAUUACAAUCAACAAAUGAAAAUCAUAUAUCAACUUUAAAAAUGAUUAGGCUUACAUUUAAAAAAGAAGGUAUAAUGGGAUUUUAUAAAGGUUUAAAAGCUCCUUUAUUUGGUGCAUGUUUAGAAACAUCAAUUUUAUUUACCGGUUAUAAUUUUGCAAUGAAUCAAUUUGAGAACAAGCUGAGUUUGGUGAAUAAAUGUAUUGCAGGUGGAAUUUCUGGUUUCAUGGUAAGUUUUAUUUUAACACCUAUUGAAUUAGUUAAAUGUCAAUUACAAGUUGUUAAUAUGCAACAGGGAAAUAAGCAGAUAAACCAUAGUUAUUCAUCAAUUAUAAAAAAUAUUUUACAAAAAAAUGGUGUAUUAGGAUUAUGGAAUGGUUUAAAUUCCACUUUAACAAGAGAAGUUGUUGGUACAUCUAUAUGGUUUGGAACUUAUGAAUUUUUAAUUGAAGAAUUUAAUAAAUCCAAGCAUCCAAUUAUUAAAAAUAAAGAUUUACAAUUAUUAACUAGUGGAGCUAUAGCAGGUAUUAUGUUUAAUUUUUUAAUGUUUCCAAUUGAUACAAUAAAAUCAAAUAUUCAAACUAAUGAUAUUUUAAAUAAAAGUCAUCAUAAUCAUCAUCAAACUACUGAUUUUUAUAAAGAGUUAAGAAAGUUAAUGAUUAAAAAAGGUGGGAUUAUGAAUUUAUAUAAUGGAUUAGGUAUAACUAUGAUUAGAUGUAUACCGGCAAAUGCAUUAAUUUUUUAUACUUAUGAAAUAUUGAAACGAAAUUUUUAA
Molecule: messenger RNA, 897 nt
Organism: Lodderomyces pseudojiufengensis
Lineage: Eukaryota; Fungi; Ascomycota; Pichiomycetes; Serinales; Debaryomycetaceae
Gene: ARG11
Product: Arg11p
Exons: 1
Coding region: 1-897 (298 amino acids)
Biological process (GO): mitochondrial L-ornithine transmembrane transport
Molecular function (GO): L-ornithine transmembrane transporter activity
Source: RefSeq, a predicted model, not a curated record